GCGAGGGGGGCAACGGCGGCGGCAACGGCGGCGACGGCGGUGGCGGUGGCGACCUCGGCGGAGAGGGUGGUAAGGGCGGCGGCGAGGGCGGCGAGGGCGGCGAGGGCGGCGGCGGCGGCGAGGGCGGCGGAGAGGGUGGCGACGGCGGCGACGGCGGCGACGGAGGCGGCGAGGGCGGCGAAGGCGGAGGCGACGGCGACGGCGGCGGAGAGGGCGGUGGCGGCGGUGGCGGCGGCGGCGGUGGCGACGGGGGCGGAGAGGGCGGCGACGGAGGCGAGGGGGGCAACGGCGGCGGCAACGGCGGCGACGGCGGUGGCGGCGGCGACCUCGGCGGAGAGGGUGGUAAGGGCGGCGGCGAGGGCGGAGAGGGCAGGGAGGGCGGCGACGGCGGCGACGGAGGCGACGGCGGCGAGGGAAGCGGAGAGGGUGGCGGAGAGGGUGGGGACGGCGGCGACGGAGGCGACGGAGGCGGCGAGGGCGGCGAAGGCGGAGGCGGAAGCGACGGCGGCGGUGGUGACGGCGGCGGCGGUGGCGGCGGCGUGGGUGGCGAGGGGGGCGGAGAGGGUGGCGACGGAGGCGAGGGUGGCAACGGUGGCGGCAGCGGCGGCGACGGCGGUGGCGGCGGCGACCUCGGCGGAGAGGGUGGUAAGGGCGGCGGCGAGGGCGGAGAGGGCGGCGAGGGCGGCGGCGGCGGCGAGGGCGGCGGAGAGGGUGGCGACGGCGGCGACGGCGGCGACGGAGGCGGCGACGGCGGCGAAGGCGGAGGCGACGGCGACGGCGGCGGAGAGGGCGGUGGCGGCGGUGGCGGCGGCGGCGGUGGCGACGGGGGCGGAGAGGGCGGCGACGGAGGCGAGGGUGGCAACGGCGGCGGCAACGGCGGCGACGGCGGUGGCGGCGGCGACCUCGGCGGAGAGGGUGGUAAGGGCGGCGGCGAGGGCGGAGAGGGCAGGGAGGGCGGCGACGGCGGCGACGGAGGCGACGGCGGCGAGGGAAGCGGAGAGGGUGGCGGAGAGGGUGGGGACGGCGGCGACGGAGGCGACGGAGGCGGCGAGGGCGGCGAAGGCGGAGGCGGAAGCGACGGCGGCGGUGGUAGCGGCGGCGGUGGUGAUGGCGGCGGCGGUGGCGAGGGGGGCGGCGAGGGCGGCGACGGAGGCGAGGGGGGCAACGGCGGCGGCAACGGCGGCGACGGCGGUGGCGGUGGCGACCUCGGCGGAGAGGGUGGUAAGGGCGGCGGCGAGGGCGGCGAGGGCGGCGAGGGCGGCGGCGGCGGCGAGGGCGGCGGAGAGGGUGGCGACGGCGGCGACGGCGGCGACGGAGGCGGCGAGGGCGGCGAAGGCGGAGGCGACGGCGACGGCGGCGGAGAGGGCGGUGGCGGCGGUGGCGGCGGCGGCGGUGGCGACGGGGGCGGAGAGGGCGGCGACGGAGGCGAGGGUGGCAACGGCGGCGGCAACGGCGGCGACGGCGGUGGCGGCGGCGACCUCGGCGGAGAGGGUGGUAAGGGCGGCGGCGAGGGCGGAGAGGGCAGGGAGGGCGGCGACGGCAGCGACGGAGGCGACGGCGGCGAGGGAAGCGGAGAGGGUGGCGGAGAGGGUGGGGACGGCGGCGACGGAGGCGACGGAGGCGGCGAGGGCGGCGAAGGCGGAGGCGGAAGCGACGGCGGCGGUGGUGACGGCGGCGGCGGUGGCGGCGGCGUGGGUGGCGAGGGGGGCGGAGAGGGUGGCGACGGAGGCGAGGGUGGCAACGGUGGCGGCAGCGGCGGCGACGGCGGUGGCGGCGGCGACCUCGGCGGAGAGGGUGGUAAAGGCGGCGGCGAGGGCGGAGAGGGCAGGGAGGGCGGCGGCGGCGGCGAGGGCGGCGGAGAGGGUGGCGACGGCGGCGACGGCGGCGACGGAGGCGGCGACGGCGGCGAAGGCGGAGGCGACGGCGACGGCGGCGGAGAGGGCGGUGGCGGCGGUGGCGGCGGCGGCGGUGGCGACGGGGGCGGAGAGGGCGGCGACGGAGGCGAGGGUGGCAACGGCGGCGGCAGCGGCGGCGACGGCGGUGGCGGCGGCGACCUCGGCGGAGAGGGUGGUAAGGGCGGCGGCGAGGGCGGAGAGGGCAGGGAGGGCGGCGACGGCGGCGACGGAGGCGACGGCGGCGAGGGAAGCGGAGAGGGUGGCGGAGAGGGUGGGGACGGUGGCGACGGAGGCGACGGAGGCGGCAAGGGCGGCGAAGGCGGAGGCGGAAGCGACGGCGGCGGUGGUGACGGCGGCGGCGGUGGCGGCGGCGUGGGUGGCGAGGGGGGCGGAGAGGGUGGCGACGGAGGCGAGGGGGGCAACGGCGGCGGCAACGGCGGCGACGGCGGUGGCGGCGGCGACCUCGGCGGAGAGGGUGGUAAGGGCGGCGGCGAGGGCGGAGAGGGCGGCGAGGGCGGCGGCGGCGGCGAGGGCAGCGGAGAGGGUGGCGACGGCGGCGACGGCGGCGACGGAGGCGGCGAGGGCGGCGAAGGCGGAGGCGACGGCGACGGCGGCGGAGAGGGCGGUGGCGGCGGUGGCGGCGGCGGCGGUGGCGACGGGGGCGGAGAGGGCGGCGACGGAGGCGAGGGUGGCAACGGCGGCGGCAACGGCGGCGACGGCGGUGGCGGCGGCGACCUCGGCGGAGAGGGUG
Messenger RNA from Emiliania huxleyi CCMP1516, 2646 nucleotides. RefSeq lists its product as hypothetical. NCBI's taxonomy places the organism in Eukaryota, Haptophyta, Isochrysidales, Noelaerhabdaceae. The record is from RefSeq and is a predicted model, not a curated record. The annotation marks the transcript as partial. The transcript has a single exon.